Molecule: messenger RNA, 2610 nt
Organism: Pyrus x bretschneideri (Chinese white pear)
Lineage: Eukaryota; Viridiplantae; Streptophyta; Magnoliopsida; Rosales; Rosaceae
Product: type IV inositol polyphosphate 5-phosphatase 3
Exons: 13
Coding region: 287-2242 (651 amino acids)
Biological process (GO): phosphatidylinositol dephosphorylation
Molecular function (GO): inositol-polyphosphate 5-phosphatase activity; phosphatidylinositol-3,4,5-trisphosphate 5-phosphatase activity; phosphatidylinositol-4,5-bisphosphate 5-phosphatase activity
Source: RefSeq, a predicted model, not a curated record
GCACAACCAAGCUGAGAAAAAGCCAGUCUAUGCAUCUGCAGAGAAAGAACUCCUUUUGGGUUUAAAUAAAAGGAGAAGCUUUAGCUAGCCUACACUCCUAUAUACCACCAAAAGAACAACAGCCGAGUUGUCUUCAUUUUUGUGGAUGCCGGGGAGAAGAGUCUCUCAUCAUCUGAAGAGCUGAAGUAGUAGGAAAAGAGUACCUAUAUUAUAAAACCAAAGGCCGCGGUGCUUGGUAAUUCUUUCAAAUACAAAAACUUGGGAGUCCAAUCGUGGAAAUUUAGAGAUGAAGCCCCACUCCAAGAACCCACAACAGGUCUUCUGGCCCAGAGUCGUCAUGCGCAAGUGGCUCAACAUCUCCGCCCAAGAGUCCGAUUACAGUGCCGACACCGACGAAGACGACUGUGACGCCGACUCCGACACCCAAGAGUUUAAUCAACGGGCAAGAGAUUUGAGGUUUACAGGCAUCAAGGAAGAUGAAUCUGAGAGAGAUGAUGCUACUGACGAUCUUCCAAGGGCACGAAGACGAAAGUCAGAGACUUUUAGGGCACAGUAUAUAAACGCAAAGGAAUUCAGAGUAUGUGCUACGACAUGGAAUGUUGGAGGACAAAUUCCACCCGAUGACCUGGAUGUUGAUGGUUGGUUAGAUGUCAAUGAGCCAGCUGAUUUCUAUGUGAUUGGUCUUCAGGAGAUUGUUGCGUUGAAUGCCGGGAAUAUCUUUGGCGCCGAAGAUAGCCGCCCAAUUACUAAAUGGGAAAACAUUAUUCGUGAAACACUGGACAGAGUUCGACCUGCGACGAGCAAGGUUAAAUCUUUUAGUGAUCCUCCAUCUCCAUCAAAGUUUAAGCCAGCUGAUGAUGUCCCUGAUAUUGAAGAGGAGAGCCUACUUGAAAGUGAUGAUGAUAUUGGGGAAGAAGUCCAUCCGUUGGAUGAUGAAACCAUAAAUUCUGGUGACAGCAAGGGUAUAUCAGUCACAAAUGAAGUAGUGAAUAUUGGCGCUCAAGUUCCAGAAUUCACAGAUAAUAGUAAACCAGGCAUGGCAACCGGACAGGAUUUACAGAGGCAAAGUUAUUCUGCAAAGAGAUUGGAUAGGUUAUAUUGCCUUCGGACAGAUGAUUGUUCAUUAGAUGAUGAAGCAACUUCUGGAGUCCAAUUUAAUGGCAAGUUAACCAGAAUGCUUAGUGGAUCUGAAAGGAUUGGUUUGAGCUGGCCAGAGCCUCCAUUAAACUUGCUAUCUCAGAAUUCACUAGGAAGACAGAAUUCCUUUCGAACAAUGAAGUCCUUCAAAUCCUCAAAAUCUUUCAGAACAUACAAUUCUUUCAAGUCAGCUGUGAAUGACAUGCCAUCAGAAAUAGCAUUGCUUGCAGAGGUUGAUCUUGAAUCUCUCAUGAAACGAAAAAGAAGGUCAUCGUAUGUAAGGAUUGUAAGCAAACAGAUGGUUGGGAUUUUCCUAACUGUAUGGGUUCGUAGGAGCUUGCGUAAACAUAUUCAGAACGUUAAAGUGUCUACUGUUGGUGUUGGUGUUAUGGGAUACAUUGGUAACAAGGGAUCUAUAUCUGUCAGCAUGUCUGUGUAUCAGACGCUUUUUUGUUUUGUGUGCACACACCUGACAGCAGGGGAGAAAGAGGCAGAUGAAAUAAAAAGAAAUGCUGAUGUGAAUGAAAUACAUCGGAGAAGUCAGUUUCAUUCGUUUCCUGGUGUGGGGUUUCCCAAAACUAUCUAUGACCAUGAAAGAAUAAUCUGGUUGGGUGAUCUAAAUUAUCGUCUUAACUUGUCAUAUGAGAAAACACGAGACUUUAUCUCCAAAAAGGACUGGUCGAAGUUGGCUGAGAAAGACCAGCUUGCAAAACAAUUUAAAAAAGGCCGUGCAUUUGAUGGAUGGUCAGAGGGUGUUCUUAAUUUUCCACCGACGUAUAAGUAUGAGACCAAUUCAGAGAAGUACUGCGGGGAGGAUGUAAAGACUGGGAGGCGCACUCCAGCAUGGUGUGACCGUAUUCUUUCAUAUGGACGAGGAAUGAGGUUACUGAGUUAUAGAAGGGCUGAAAUUAGACUUUCUGAUCAUCGGCCAGUGACUGCCACAUAUGCAGUUGAGGUCGAGGUGUUUUCUCCUAGGAAGCUACAACGGGCCCUCACGUUCACUGAUGCCGAGAUUGAAAAUGAGGACGCUGUAAUGGAUGUGGGUAUUGAUUUUGGAGAGAACUGCUUAAAAUUGGGACAGGAUAUUUCCGAUUGGGAGCGUUAACGGAUGCGGAAAUGUGGUAGUUGGGAGUACGUAAAACUCGUGAAAUGUUUUACGUUUACAUUUAUAACGAACGGUCAUUUGAAGUUGGAGUGUGUAUGUCAUAGGGGAUUUUGCGCAUUGGUCUGAGGGCUUAUUAGUUGAGUCGAGUUGAGUCAGAGUCGAGACGGAACGGAGUCGGAGUCGAGACGAGUCGUAGAGAAUAUGGUUUGUACAGUGAAGUUGUAUAUUUAUACAUGUGUAUCAUCAAUGUGUGUGUAUAUAGAGAUUAUAUAUAUAUAUAUAUAUAUAUAUAUAUAUAUAUAUAUAUAUAUCUUAGUACAAAGUUUCAAUUUCUGAUAGUAAAAAAUAAAGUUUGAUUGCAUCGUUUA